AUGAGCAAAGGCAUCCUGCUCUGGGCCACCCUCCUGGCAGCGUCCAGGCAGCUAAAUGUCACCUGUGCCAGCUCAGUGGACAUGGAGCUUUUCCUUCACUACUCUCUCAUCCCAUCACUUCUCAUCAUUUUGGUCUUGUCUUUCCUCCAAAGACGAGUGCAUCGGAAACAAAGAGAUGACACCUUCUACCUCCUGGGGAACCACUUUGGAAUGAUCGUGCCUCUGGACUUCGUGGGGACUUUUAGUAACAGAUGGUCCUAUGGAGUGGCCUUUGGGGCCACAGCCAAUAAGGUCAUGUUCUUGUUCUCAGAAGGCUACCAGCCCCUACAGGUCCCACAGUGGGCCCAAGCCUUCGUGCUUCUGAUCGGAGGUGUGGAAGUCGGCCUGGCCCACUUCCCCUUCUUCGCCUGCCUCUCCUCCGAGUUCCGGCUAGUCAGCUCUCUCCUGGGCUUUGGAUACUCCCUGACCUGGUUUGUUGUCACCAUUCUUCAGAUUGCACAGUGUCCCCACGGGCAGUUUUUGGGAAGCUAUGAGACUCUUAUAUUCUACUGGCCCUCACUGCUGUGCCUGGCUUUCCUGCUGGUCCACUUCCUACACAUGUUCCUCAAGGCACUGAGGGUCUACCUGGGCCUGGAGCCCCAGAUGGAAGAGAAGCCGAUGCUGGAAGCCCACCAGGCUGAGCACGUGAAGCAGCUGCUGAGGAAGGCCUGCCCGCAAGAGACAAAGAAGUCUUGGUUCCAAGCCAGGGUGUAUGAGUGGGAACCCUGCUUCCAGUUUCCCAGCAGAAUGAUUGGCACCAUUGUGUUGGCAUUCAUCUGCCUGUACCUUUUUAUUGUCAUUGAGUUCUGCAUGUUUGUGUACGUGAGAGACAAGCUGGCUGUGUUUGAAGGCAAGCUGGAAAGCUACCUCACCUACAUGAAUGAGACAGGGACUCUGACCCCGGUCAUCCUGCAGGUGAAAGAGCUGAUCAGCAUCACCAAAGGAGUCUGGGUGGUGACUAUUUUGCCUGCCUCCCUCACAUGUAUCAGCUAUCUGUUCCACGUUUUAGCUUGUUACAGAAAGCACAUGAAGCGGCUGCGGGCCGGCGAUAAGCACUUCCUCCCCCCGAAGUUCCGGAGCCCUUCCUCAGCACAGUGCGUGGUAGCCAUUGCAAGAUACUCAGGCUGGCAAAUUGCCUAUAUCCUGUGGGGAUACCUUAUCAUCCACGUGGUGCAGAGCCUGUGUGGUGUCAUGAUCAUGUAUGGUCUGGUGCUCCCUAUUGCCCACAACAAAGGCCUGGAGAUGCUUCAAGGGCUGGGCUUAGGAAUCCUCACCAUAUCCAUCGUUGUGGGUCUUAUGAUCCUUCAGGUGUGGAUUGCUUCCAGCUGUUUCCUGCAGCCUAAGCUGGGCACAGCUGACAAGCAGAAGCCCUUGGCUCUCAACAACAGGAAAGCCUUCCACAACUUCAACUACUUCCUGUUCUUCUAUAAUGUGGUGCUGGGCCUGGGUGCUUGCCUCUCCAGACUGCUCAUCAGCUGCCUCCUGGGCACCUGGCUGAUCGCGCGCAUCGACAGGACCAUCAUGCAGAGUGGCUAUGAGCGUGCAGACAUGGGCUUCAGCGCGUGGGUCGGCAUGCUCUAUGUGGACCACUAUCACACCAACCCUGUGCUGCUCAGCUUCUGCCACAUCUUGAUCGCAGACCACAGGGAGAGGAAGCAGCAGAAGACCAUCAAACACUGGAGCUCAAACCAAUCCUCAGGUCCACGCAUCUCAGCGAGGUCCAGGACGAGGUGGCUCCUCCUGCAGACCCUGAUCAACAACCCCAAGCUCGUCAUGCUCAGAAAGUCAAGACCAGGGCACGGCUCCCAGGAGUUCACUCCGGUUCUGUUGGCGUCCUCAGAUUGCUGA
Molecule: messenger RNA, 1887 nt
Organism: Jaculus jaculus (lesser Egyptian jerboa)
Lineage: Eukaryota; Metazoa; Chordata; Mammalia; Rodentia; Dipodidae
Product: stimulated by retinoic acid gene 6 protein-like
Exons: 18
Coding region: 1-1887 (628 amino acids)
Biological process (GO): vitamin A import into cell
Cellular component (GO): plasma membrane
Molecular function (GO): signaling receptor activity; retinol transmembrane transporter activity
Source: RefSeq, a predicted model, not a curated record